Messenger RNA from Rhododendron vialii, 1624 nucleotides. RefSeq lists its product as uncharacterized. Gene Ontology annotation, molecular function: ATP binding; ATP hydrolysis activity. The record is from RefSeq and is a predicted model, not a curated record. NCBI's taxonomy places the organism in Eukaryota, Viridiplantae, Streptophyta, Magnoliopsida, Ericales, Ericaceae. The transcript is spliced from 3 exons. The coding region runs from base 147 to 1484 and encodes 445 amino acids.
CAUAGGUGUAUUUUGAUGCUACAAACAAGAGGGCAUAUCAUAGCGACGUUCUUGUGUCUAAUUCUGAGGAGAAAAAUACGAGAGAGGCAUCAAGGAGACAGCGCAUACCUGAGGGUGUACUUAGUUUAGUUGAUUCAACGAUAAGAAUGUCAUUGACGGAUUUUGAUGUUCCAGACAACAGUGCACAUUGUGUAAGGGAAUAUCAGAGUGGCCCUAUUGUGUUUAAUUCAGAGAAGAAAGAUACGGGAAAGGGAUUAAACAGAGAAUGCUUAACUAAGAGUGCACUUAGUUUAGAUGAUUCAGCAAAACCAUGGCCGUUGCCGGAUUUCGUUGCUACAGAAAACACUGCGGUGAAGGUCUACGCCAGACGGGGAAGGGGUUGUUGGCAUCCAAUGGGAUUCAAACAACGGACAACGUUGGAGGAGUUGGGAAUGGACCCGGGAAAUGAGGGCAUAAUUUCUGACUUGUUGAGAUUUGUGAGGGAUAAGGAGGAGUUGUACAAGGACGCAGGCAAGGAUUGGAAGAGGGGUUACUUGUUGUACGACUCUCCUGGUACUGAUAGAUCAAGCUUAAUCGCUGCCAUGGCGAACUUUCUUGAAUUUGACAUCUAUGAUUUGGAUCUUACGGGUUUGACCUCCAUCUCAGAACUGACGAAUGUGCUGGUCUCCAUCAGGAAUCGCUCCUUAAUUGCUAUUAAAGAUUUUGAUCUCUGGUUUGCGAUGCUUCCCAAUCUCAAGAAUGAGUUGACGUGCUCAGGUUUGUUGAAAAUCAUUCAUGGCUUGUUGUUGAGCUGUGGGGAUGAGCGGAUCAUCAUACUUACCACCAACCAUGACCACAUAGACAGUGUUGACGCGGCUCUACUGCGCUCUUUGAACAUUGAUUUAUACAUUCACACGUCUUCACCUCAGCCUAAAGCCUUACCACAAGGAGGAGAGAUUGUGCUGCUUGAUUCAUCAGAACAAAAGCCGUCGGUCGAUUUUUAUCCUACAAACAACAAGGCAUAUUGGAGUGACGUUCUUGUGCCUAAUUCAAAGGAUGAAAAUACACGAGAGGCAUCAAGGAGACAGUGCAUGCCUGAGCGUGUACUUAGUUUAGUUGAUUUAACAGAAAGAAUAUCAUCGAUGGAUUUCAAUGCUUCAGACAAUAGGGUACAUCUUGUGAGGGCAUAUCAGAGUGGCCCUGUUGUGUUUAAUUCGGAGAAGAAAGAUAUGGGAGAGGUAUUAAGCAGAGAAUGCUUAACUAAGAGUGUACUUUGUUUAGAUGAUUCAAGCAAACAAAAAUCGUUGUCGGAUCUUGCCGUUACAGGGAAAAAAAUACAUCUUGUCAGAGCAUAUCAGAGUGGCUCUGUUGUGUCUCUUUCAGAUGAUAAAAAUAGGGGAGAGGUAUUAAAGAGAGAAUGCAUCUCUAAGAGUAUACUUGGUUUAGAGGAUCUUCAACAACAUUCUGGUGGUAGACGUGAUGAUGCUGCAAAGAGCUUUUGCUGAAUUCACACGGCAGAUUCCUUUGCACGGAUAUCGUUCGAAGUACUCGAAACUCUUCCGACCCGGGAACAGCCUAAUGACUGUGUACCCUUACUGUCACUGAGAAGAUUAACACUUGAGGAUUGUGUACAACAAGAGAAAUC